AUGGAGGAGACGGUGCGCUCGCUGCUGCAAUACAAAAGCCGAGUGGAAACUCUGAAGCAAGAGAAGGCUUCAUUGUCCUCUGCGCUGGAGGCCUCAUCAGCGCAUUACCAAAGUCAGCUGUCAGUACUGUCCACUGAAAACGAGCGUCUUCGCGGUCAGCUUUCAGCACUAUCCGUCAGUCUGGGUGUCGGCGAGCACGAGAAGAAGUUGGAUGAUGUCGCGCAACAAGUUGUACGGGCUCUUCUCUCUCAAAAGAGCGUUCGGGAAGAGUUGGGAUGCGCACGAGCAAGGAUUCGUGAGCUUGAAACGCAAAACCGCGCACUGAGCACACUCCUUGUGCGGCAGCUAAGACCGCAGCCCCGACCAUCGCCCGCUACACCGCUGACACCACACUCUAAUAGAGAUUUACAAGUUCAUUUAUUGGACGUGGGUUCCUGCGGUUCUCUAGUCUCAUUCCGGGACUCCCCGCCCCCCGCGCCGCCCGUCCAGCACCCUCAUCCCCUCAGCUCGGAUGACAAGAGACGUCACCAAAUAUUAGCUGACAUAUGGACUGAAUUAAAGGGUUUGGAGGUAACGCCGGCCAACCUGGCGAGAGCGCUGUCUGCUGUAGACCCCACUUUGUGGGCUACUCCUACAAGACCUGCUACUCUUAGUCUAAACGUGCCACAACCUCAAGCCGACUCUAAUAAAGGCACAAGUGGCGACAAGGAAGAAGAAACCAGCGAACAAUGCGAAGCUGGAGCUGAAUCUCCCGAGAGCGGCGCGAAAGACGAGGGUUACUCCACGAUGUCUAGUGACGUGCAGGCUGAUGCUUCGCGACAGAGCGACCACGCAGCUGAGCGAAUUCUGCCAGACCUCAACGAGGCCUCCGAUGAGACUGACAACCAAACCAUCGUCUCUAUCAAUCCAAGAGAAUCUCGACGACAUGCGCGACUCCUCGCCGAAGCUGAUUAUAUAUAUUUUCCCAUAGGAGUCGCCUUCGCCGGCAUCAGAGGCAGCUAUCCCCCUUCUCGACCCGUCCUUCCCUUCCAACACGUAGUCCGAAGCUUCUCUGAUUCUCAUUUAUGUUUGAAAUUGUUAACUGCCCCGACUUGCUCACCUAGCCUGGAUUCUCCCACGCCCAGUUCGGGAGUGUUAGUCUUAGACCUUAAACCGGCCCCGGAGAGGCCCCUCCGAAGGCCGGCGAUCGCCUCCACCACCAGUUCUGAAAGGGUGUCUUGGGGAAGCACAGUCGACGAACGAGCUGAUGGAUCGCAAUUCGAAUCCGAUUACGUUCAACAUUGGCUAGAGCUGGACGACGCUAGAUCUGCUCUUCAACAGAGACAUAGAGACUUAGCCGACCUAGAAUACGAUAGAGCCGAAUUAGAGGACUGGAGCUUAUCGUUAUCUUGCGAGGAUCUCAGAGACAGACAGUCACCUUUCGCGGAGAUAACGACGCCAGGUCAGAUAUCCUUGUCCACUCUUCCUAGUAUACGGGAAGAUGACGCCUUAGAAAUGGAAGAAGAUGUAGCUGAUUGUUUAUGGAACGACUGCGGUUUCGCAACGAUCGAAAUCGAUGAAUGCAGGAUGGCGGAUGAAAAUGAAACUUCAGAGAAACGAUGGGAAUAUUCUGGCACCCAUUCCCCUGGUGGGUCUUGGUCAAGCGCCUCAGAUGCGCCGGAGAAACGAUCCAGCACAGCUUUAAGUGAAGAUGGCGACUGUGCAAACAUCGGCUUGGACUUCACCAGAGAUUUUUAUCGUCUAGUUAAAUAUGAAAGCACCAAGAGUUUAGCUUCGAAUUCUUCUAGGAGCGUCCCAAAUCAAGACCAAAACACUCAUUUGCGAUUUCACGACGUUCAAUCGAUGGCCUUACAAGACAGAGAACAGGCGCUUCAGAAUGUUUUAAACUUUAUCGCGGAGCAACAGAAAUACUGCCAUGAUAGAGAAGAAUCGGACUCGGUUUCAUCUCGGCCUAUAUCUGAGAUACGUGAACUUCCCCCACCUUAUGCUUCGGCCGAUUUUGAUGAUGAAUCUGUGGAUCCUCGGAGCGAAGUCUCAGAUGACAGGCAACGACCAGAUUCCUUUGGAAGCUUCUCCGAAAAUGAUUCCUGUGAUAUACGUGAUUUACAUAACGACAGACCAAAACUUCCAUACUGUGAUGUAGUAUCCGAGCCGAAAUCGACGCUUCGAUUUAUAGAGAAGGAGGAACCUUACGCUGAGUCGGAAGGCUUUUAUGUAGAUAUGACCAAAGCGGAUAACGCAGAGAACGAAAUAGAUCAAAACCAAUUAAUAAAAAUUCAGAGAAAGAACGAAAUCAAUAAACUAAUAGACGUCAACCAAACUGAUCAAGAUCACGCGUCUUCUGUAAAGGACGACAAAGACGAAACUAGCCGCAACACGGAACACAAUUCAGCAUUGAAAGAGAACACUGUCAAUAUUAUGUUAAAUAAACAAGUAAACGAAAGAGAGAUAGAGACUUGUCUUACGAAGUCAACGAGCUUUACAAUUUCGGGGGAGACUGAAAUAUCUUUAGUGGACGAAGUGCUGAGUGCCUGCAGACGCAGUACAACGGCUCUGGUGACCGUCCCAGAAGAAGAGGAGAACUCGUCGCCCGAGUCGGGUUCUCCGCAAAUGACUGAAUCUAACACUACCAGCACCUCGACGGCUGAAACUGUGAUAAUAAGCAAUAAGAGCGAUGGAAGAGAAGUACGACGAAGAGAAAAGAGUCGAAUUCCAAUGUUAAUGGGUGGAAAGAGACCUCCGUCGUCCCCUAACAAAACGAGAUCAAAAAUACCCCUGCCUGGAAAGACUAAGAUUAACGAAACGGCAAGUAAUCCUGAAUCGAUAAUUGUCAAACAGGAGCAUAAGCUUAGUUUUCACGAAGCGGCUACGUCUAAGGAAGUAAUCGAAGAAUUAAAUAGAAUGAUUCGUCAAAGCGAGGGUGUUACGACGGAAGCGAAGAAUGAGGAGAGAACAGAGAAGACUUGUUCGCAGAAAGACAAUGCAUUAUGGGCUCCUACAGGAUGGGUGCACGUUGAAAAAGACAUUGAUUUUAGCGACCCUAAGGCUCGAGCAAAUCUGUUGGAUGUGAUGUUGGCGUCGAGUGACUCUUCUCCUUCCUCAUGCGGAUCCUCUCCAGCUGAACCUCCACCCCCGUACUCGCGGUUGCAUCGGCUUCAUCGCUCCAGGCGACAGAAAACUGCGGCGGCUCAGCGCAGCCGAGGCGUGGGCGUGGUGCGGCAGCUGCGCCUGCGAAGGCCCACCAUCCUCGGCCGAGGGGACUUCUACGUGCGAUUCGCGGAGCCCGAGCGAGCCGCCGUGGCCUCCUUCGACUUCCUCGACGACCUGUCCGGCGGAUCCUCCCCGGACGCCAAAGACUGUCACGAUUAG
Pieris macdunnoughi is the source of this 3369-nucleotide messenger RNA. The record is from the annotation of a GenBank genome assembly. Lineage: Eukaryota; Metazoa; Arthropoda; Insecta; Lepidoptera; Pieridae.